AAGUAAGGAACCUCCUAUGACGUCAUUCAUAUGCCACUCAAAAUGGCUGUCGACACGAACUUCUCAGCUAAAAGAUUGCAAUAACGGAAAUUUUAUUUCUUGAACAUAGGUAAUAAUAAUUAACGUUAAAAAACAGUUUGACUUGGCUGAGAGUAAUAUAUCAUGUCGUUGGAGGAUCCCUUUUUUGUCGUCAGAGAUGAAGUUCAAAAAGCAUUACAGACUGCUAGGGGAUUACUUGCACGAUGGCGAGAACUGCAGGAGGAGCCUACGAUGGUUUCAAGAGAAGAGGUUGAAUAUACAACCAGUGAGCUUCGUAACAGUCUGCGAAGUAUAGAGUGGGAUCUAGAGGACCUUGAAGAGACAGUGAGUAUUGUGGAGAAGAAUCCAAAAAAAUUCAAGAUUGAUGAGUUUGAGUUAAAUGACAGAAGAAAUUUUAUCGACAGAACAAGGGCGACUCUCAAGGACAUGAAAAGUCAGAUCAGCAGUCCUAGCUCUCACUCAGCUAAUGGAUCCACAGAUUCCAGUACCAGACAGGCAUUGCUAGCUUCUAAUGGUCCUAGUAGACCCCAAGAUCGAUAUACUCGUCUUGAUGCAGAAAUGGAGCGAGCCAAUCAGCAUUACAUUGAUGAGACCAAUCAACAACAGCAGCUGCUAAUACGGGCGCAGGAUGAUCAGCUAGACAUGAUUGGCUCUAGCGUGGGUGUUUUGAAAACCAUGAGUCAGCACAUAGGCAACGAACUUGAAGACCAGAAUGCAAUGCUCGAUGAUUUUCGUCAUGAUAUGGAUCACACUGAAACGAGACUUGACCAGACAAUGAAAAAGAUGGCCAAAGUUAUGCAUAUGUCCAAUGAUCGCCGGCAGUGGCUUGCCAUUGUUGUUCUUCUGGUUGUCCUUGUCAUCGUCGUCAUUCUUUUCUUUGUUCUGUGAUGAAAUAGGAGAGGAGUAUUUUGUUUUUCAAAACUUGUCUUCAAACUCUGAACUAUACUGUCAAAAAUGCUACAGCUUCCAGCAGUUUGCACAGAUGGCCUUGAAAGGCUUUCAUCAUCCUCCAUCUUUCCUAUGUUUGCCAAGCCCAAAUCUCAAAGGAAACGUCAUGAAAUGGCACUUUGCUUAAACUUGCUUAACUACCUAGAGAGCAAGAAAGAUCUGUACAUUGUUAGAAUCACUGUCUGAACUUUUGUCAAUGUAAUAUAGAGUGAUGUAAAACUGUGAUGCUGCAUUUAAUGUUUUACUUAAAGGGAUCUCCACCAGCAUAUGUGUCACAUGGAUUUUGAUAUAGUGAUUCACAGCAGACAAUAACAAGUGAGUUGUCUUGUGUCUUGCAGUUUACAAUGUGUUUUAUUUCUCAGACAAAAACCUUUGCAGCCAUAACAUGUAUUGUGUAAUAAUAAGUUGUAAAAUACAUGGAUGUCAUUAUGUCUGUAUGUCUUGCAUGAGGUUUACCUUAGGUACAUAUUUUCCUAAUGAGUAAUAAGGACAGUGAAGAUUUUUGUCUGUGCAAGAGUUUUUCUGUUUGUGAGCGUUAACUAUUUUUUUCUUUAAUUAGGAGUACAAUUGUCAAAAAUUCUUGCCUGUUGAGUGUGCACUUGAUUUCUUGAUGCAAGCACUGUUCAUUGUUGUCUGAAACCCUCAAAAGUGAUCAACAGCUUAAAGAAAUAUUGAAAACAGGGACAUCAUUAUAUUAUUAUUAAUUUAAGAAAUAUAUGCACAGAAAUAAAAACCGUUCUUAAGAAACAGUGAUAAGAAUAAAUUGUGCUGAUAUUAUGUUUAAAAGAUAUACAAAGUUGAUUUAUUUUACAGCCAUACGUGUCUGUUAUUAUUUGUUUAGUCAUGUGCUUAAAAGUUGUGAGAUAUUUUGUGAACUUCAGAUGUACACAUUUAUGUAUUUCAGCAUUUUGUGUCUUUGUGAUGGUCCUUUUUGAAUGUGCUCUUUUCUGGACAUGCGUGGUUGAUGGUUGAUGAUUUGGGUCUAAGUCAUGAUUUGGGAUUGUGAAUGAGAAUGUGCUAAAGUUUUACUGUACAAAACUACCAAGGCAGUGUGUAAUACUUGGAGGCAGAUGAUAUUUAUAUUUGUGUAAUAUCCUGCAUGCAUGUAAUUAUCAUAAUUCAUACAAUUAUAUUUGUAUUUAGAGAAAGUGCAUGUUAGGUUGAGAGCGAUAACUUAUUAAGUAAAGCUUAACCAUGCGGAGAGAGAUAAUGAAAUUUUGACUUAAAAUAAUAGCAUGCUGAUAAAAUGAUCAUUUAAUCAUGCAUAUAAGCAUUCAAAAGGCACUUCUAAAUAUGAGUUAUGUGAUAUGUAAUAUAUAACAGAGUAUGUCAGAGAACAAAUGUUUGUACGUUCUAUUAUGGUGGCUGCAGGCAAUGACAGCAUCUAGGUUCAAACAGCUUGUUCUGGAAUGCAUCAGAGUAUAAUUUAAAUCUGCACUGAAGCAGGUACAAGAUCUGAAGGCAUGGUAGACACCAGGGACCACAGAAGUCUAUGUUUACAUUAUUUUAGUUCAUACUUAUAGGCCAUAGUUAACAUAGUUAAUCUCUUUGCAUUUUUGCUUUGGAUUGGGAGCAGGAAAGGGGCUUAACACGAAGAUUGAUGCCUGUAUGUAUAGCCACUUCUGAGGUAACUUUAUCAAAAGUGUGUGUAGUGAUGUUGAGGAGGACCACAAAGAGCAGCUUUGCACCACCAAAGUCAGGUUAUACCUUUCUAAGAUAAAAAGAGAAUUGCUUUGAAAGUGCCUGAAAAUUAUUUCUGUUCAUUUUAUUUGUUGUGUCUUUUGUUUUGUUUUAUUUGCCUAAAAAAUGUUAACUCAUGGUAGAAUGUUCUUCAUUUAAAACAGUUGCCUAGCUAGCUGACAGGAUUCUAUAUUAAUAUUAUUAUCACGUUCUGAGAAUUGUAUAGGUUUUUCUUUAAUUAAAAUACUUUUACUCAUGCUAGCUUUUUGCAUUAUUUGAAGCAGCUGCCUUACAGAAGGAAACAGCGUGGUUACUUGGUUUCAUUGGUGAUGGUAAUAGUUUCUCCAAAAAAAUGUACAAGCUAUCAGCAUUAGAGUAGAAGUAUUUUAAAUGCCAGAAUUUAAAAAAAAGGCAUUUAACAAAGCAAAUGGUCAGUAAUUUAGUUUGCCAGCUGGGAUAUUUUGCUCAUAACUCUUAAAAAGGUUUCAUUUGUACACACACACACUCCAGCAUAAACUGCAUGAGAUCUUUAGCCUGAUGAUUAUGAAUAUCAGCUAGACUAGCUAACAGUUGGCACCACUGUUAGAUGAAGAAUAUUAUCUUGGAUUCAUCUCUUUUUUUUUUUUUUUUUUGCACAAUGUACCAUGAACGUAUCUUGGUGAUGAAGCAGCAAGCGACUCUAUACAACCAGUUUUGUUAUAUUCAACUUAAAUGUGAUACCAGUAUUGUGCAAAUAACAUUAAAAGUCUAAUAUUUUAAUUAACUUUGUUUUUUGUUUUUGUUGUGCUACUGAACUGAUGAGAAAAAUCAAAAACAAAAUAGUGGGACCAUUUGUCAGUCAAAAUUAUGUAGCUGUGUUUACUAUUGUAGAAUAUAAAACUUUCUUUGUAUUGAAUGAAAAUGAUGCCAUAACUCCUUUUUUUUCUUUUUUUUUUUUUUUUUUUGCAAGAUGUUCUGGCAUGCAAUCUUUAUUUGCUUUUUUCUUACAAGUUUUGUCAGCAUGCCAUUUGGACUAGGAAUGACAAAGAUGUAGUUUUUUUUACUGCAUGUCUGACUUAACUCUUUUCAGCUCAUUAGAACAUGGUAUAAUUUUUUU
This is a messenger RNA of Pomacea canaliculata, 3763 nucleotides long. RefSeq names its product syntaxin-6-like. Gene Ontology annotation, biological process: Golgi vesicle transport. Gene Ontology annotation, cellular component: membrane. The record is from RefSeq and is a predicted model, not a curated record. NCBI's taxonomy places the organism in Eukaryota, Metazoa, Mollusca, Gastropoda, Architaenioglossa, Ampullariidae. The transcript has 8 exons. The coding region runs from base 163 to 927 and encodes 254 amino acids.